AUGGACGUGGAAAUGGAGGGAGCAGACGAGGAUCAAACGCAAGACCAAUUGACCCUGCCACAUUUGAGUACCAAUUUGAUGAGAGCAUUUGUGUCCAGUAAAAAGAAGGAUAUAGAGACAAUUACCAAAGAACUUUUGCUUGGGAAUAGAGCUUCCUGGAGGUAUGCAAUGAUGGAGAGAAUUGCUGAAGAGCAUGGCCGAAAACCAGUCAGGAAUGUGAAUCUACGAAAUGCCACACGAUUCCAGCUUGGGAGCAUUGCAGGAAUAAUGUUCUUACCAGACAGAUCAAUAGAGAUAAUCAAUGCCUUCAUGAAACCAGUCGCAGAUGCAUAUCCAAGGACAUCUUUUGACUUUAGUCAUUAUGUAAUCUAUCCAGAAAUUGUUGUACAUCUACUACAACAGAAGGACGGGUUUACAAAACUACAGGCAGAAAUGCUAUAUGAACUUUUUAGACACCCAUCGCAUUACACAGGGAUUUAAAGGAUGUAUAUCAAGUGCUACAUCAACUAUCAAGUGCUUUGAAAACAUUAGAGGCCCAUUAGAAAUAAGUUUUUUGUGGAAUAUCAUCAAUAAGAUUCAUUU
Molecule: messenger RNA, 582 nt
Organism: Owenia fusiformis
Lineage: Eukaryota; Metazoa; Annelida; Polychaeta; Sabellida; Oweniidae
Source: the annotation of a GenBank genome assembly